Messenger RNA from Debaryomyces hansenii CBS767, 5859 nucleotides. RefSeq lists its product as uncharacterized. Lineage: Eukaryota; Fungi; Ascomycota; Pichiomycetes; Serinales; Debaryomycetaceae. The record is from RefSeq and is a predicted model, not a curated record. The coding region runs from base 1 to 5859 and encodes 1952 amino acids. The transcript has a single exon.
AUGGGAAUAGAUCAAUUUCCAUCGCCGUUUAAGGUAAAACCACUUAUUAAAAAACAAAAACUGGAGACCCCAGCUCAAUCUGAAAUACAUACCCCAUCCAAAAGUAAGGUAAUUGAGAAUUCAAGAACAAUAACAAGCAUAGAGCAUGAUAACCGACAGGAGGAUGUAUUAUCUUGGAUAGACGACUUAGAUAGUCGUAUAAAACGGACUUUAAGCCGACAAUACAUUGAAUCCAUAGAAUUAAAAAAUCAAACAAAUAUGGAGGACAUGAGAGAGAAGUAUAGGCAAGUUCCUUUUGAUGAUUCUUUCAGGAAACUCAGUUCUAUUUUGAAAAAAGGAAAUGAGGUUGAUUCAGAUCAAGAGGCUUCAUAUGAAGUUGCAGAAGGAAAAUUACCUACGGAUAAUGAGGAUGAUGAGAUGGACUUUUCCGAAGAUGUAGAAACAAACGAAACCCCUGAGUUAGAAUCUGAAGGACAACUGGAUGAUGAUAUAAUAGAAAUUAUCUCCUCAGAGAGAGAAGAGGCUUUUGAUUCAGGUAAUAUUUCUAAUAAUUAUGAAGAAAAUGAACAAGAUGAGGAAGUAACUCCAGGAUUAAAUAUAAACGCUUUGCGUACACAAGGUGUAACAUACCAUAUUAAAAACGGGAGACCAAGGUUACUGGAUAAUUAUAUGAAUAUUAAUGAUAGUGAACAAAAUGAAAAGUCUGAAUAUAGUUCUGAAUAUAGUAAUGGAAAUGAUGAUGGUAUUGAUAUCGAUGAAACGAAUGGAGAUGAGGAUGAAGACGAAGAUGAGCAUGAAAAUGGUAAUGAAGUGGAGUAUGAAGGUGAGUAUGAAGAGGAACACGAAGAAAGACGCAAUCAAGAUGAUAGCGAUGAUGAAAUAAUUAUUCUCGAUAGUGACGAAGAGAACAAUAAUACUCAAAUUAAUAAAGAAAAAAACUUCGACUCUGGGUCCAACCCAGCUAGUUUUAGCUUUUAUGAGGACCUGGAGAAUGGAAUUCAAGAUAACUUAAGUAAUGGAGUAGACCACGAGGACAAUGAGGAUGAAGAUGAAGAUGAAGAUGAAAACGAACAUCAAGAAUAUGUGUAUCCUAACAAUAACUUAGAAAAUAACAGCUCUAUUUCACUGGUAUAUUCCAACCAGGUUGAACUCUUGAAUGAAAAUAAAGUAAUAGAUGAAAAGGAUAAUUUAAUGAGUUUAGCAGAAGCAGUUCUCAAAGAAUCUAAUGACAUGUCAGAUGAAAAUUCAUUCAUGACAGCCCGUGGUUCAGAUAGCUUAUAUCAGGAUGAUAAAUCAGGAAUAGCUCAAUAUUCCACAAAUAUAAAUAGUGGUUACACAGCUGAUUAUGAUUCUACGGAUGUCAACUACCAAGCCGCUAAUCUCUCUGGAAUUGAAGAGGAAAAUAAAGAAGUAACAGACCCAGUAGCCCAUACACAUGAACCAUUUUUAAAAGAAGACUCGGUGUCCAGUGAUUCGAUACAAUUAGUUGAUGAUUUUGAAAAUAUUUCUGAAGGCUCAUUAGCCGAUGAAGAACAAGAUUAUGAAGAUUCUUCUAAUAAUGACAGAGGAUUCACUUUGAAUAAACACAAAAUAUAUGAACAUUCAGGAGCAUAUGAAAUAAAAGAAGAAGAGAGCAAUGAAGACAAUUAUUCGAUUGAGGUGGAGCACAUUAAUGAGGUGCCAAUAUUUAAAACGGUAGCAGAAGAAGACCCUGAAACGGUUUUGUUUAAGUUGAAAGAGGCCGAGCAGAAAUUCCAUAUUAGGUUGAAUUCAAUAAAGUGUCUCGAGGAUGAAUUAAUUUUGAAAAAUGGGCAUCUUCCAGAAUCAUAUAUACCUAACCAGUUUGUCGAGGAAGACCAAAAUGAUAUAAGUAGCAAUAAAACAUAUGGAAAGGAAGUGGUGGCUGAUUUUGGAUCUAUUCCUAAACCUAUACCUAAACCACUUUUACAAGACCUUUCAAUAUUAGAUGAAACUACUAUUCUUGAAACAAUGAAUGAUGGAGACAACAAAGAGGGCUCUAUAAGUCUGCCAGUCUUAAAACAACUCGAUGAUGGCAAAACUGUUAUAGACGAGACGAGUAUUAUGGAUGAUAAUGAUAAUGAUCUGCAAAAAGGAUUUAAGCCAGAAUAUGUUUCAGGACCUAUUUUGGGACAAAUAGGCUUGGACCAAAGUGAUAAUACACCCGUAAAUGAUAUAGAAGAAAGUAAACAUGAAGUUUUUCAAGGGCCAAAUUUGAAUCCAAUUUAUUAUGACACACCAGAGGUAAAAGAUUCAACAUAUAAUGUUAGUCAUGAUGUGAGGCAACAUGAUACAGACGGCGAUGAAAUAGACCAUAUCCGAGGGCCACUUUUGGAUCAAAUAGAUGACAAUAAAUCACAGACUAAUGAUAUAAUCAUGAGUAGAAUGGAUGAAGAAAAGGAAUGUAUUGAUGUACCGGCGUUAGAAGAGCAUGACUCUGAUCAAUCUAGAAUUUAUAACACCACUAUGAAUGAGAUGGAAGUUGAUAUGAAUGAAAAUAUAUCGAACGACGUUUUGGAACAUACUGAAUCAAGUCAAUCUAAUUCCAACGAUAAAAUACUCGAACAAGCAGAGCAAGACGAGAAGUAUAUUAAUGUUCUAUCAUUAGAACAAGUUGAAGCCGAUCAAUCUAGAAUUGAUGAUACUACUAUGAAUGAUAGUGUGGAAGAGAAUCAGGAAUCUAUUUCUACGCCAGCAUUAGAACAAAUUGAAAUCGAUCAAUCUAGAAUUGAUGAUACUACUAUGAAUGAGAGUGUGGAAGAGAAUCAGGAAUCUAUUCCUACACCAGCAUUAGAACAAAUUGAAUCUGAUCAAUCCAGAAUCGACGAUACCACUAUGAAUGAGACAGUGGAAGAGAAUCAGGAAUCUAUUCCUAUUCCAGCAUUAGAGCAAGUUGAAGCUGAUCAAUCCAGAAUUGACGACACCACUAUGAAUGAGACAUUGGAAGAGAACCAGGAAUCUAUUUCUACGCCAGCAUUAGAACAAAUUGAAGUCGAUAAAUCUACAAUCAACGAUACCACUGUGAAUGAGACAGUGGAAGAGAAUCAGGAAUCUAUUCCUACGCCAGCAUUAGAACAAAUUGAAGCUGAUCAAUCUACAAUCAACGAUACCACUGUGAAUGAGACAGUGGAAGAGAAUCAGGAAUCUAUUUCUACGCCAGCAUUAGAACAAAUUGAAGUCGAUCAAUCUAGAAUUGAUGAUACCACUGUGAAUGAGACAGUGGAAGAGAAUCAGGAAUCUAUUUCUACGCCAGCAUUAGAACAAAUUGAAGUCGAUCAAUCUAGAAUUGAUGAUACCACUGUGAAUGAGACAGUGGAAGAGAAUCAGGAAUCUAUUUCUACGCCAGCAUUAGAACAAAUUGAAGUCGAUCAAUCUAGAAUUGAUGAUACUACUAUGAAUGAUAGUGUGGAAGAGAACCAGGAAUCUAUUUCUACGCCAGCAUUAGAAAAAAUUGAAGUCGAUAAAUCUACAAUCAACGAUACCACUGUGAAUGAGACAGUGGAAGAGAAUCAGGAAUCUAUUCCUACGCCAGCAUUAGAACAAAUUGAAUCUGAUCAAUCCAGAAUCGACGAUAUCACUAUGAAUGAGACAGUAGAAGAGAAUCAGGAAUCUAUUCCUAUUCCAGCAUUAGAACAAGUUGAAGCUGAUCAAUCCAGAAUUGACGACACCACUAUGAAUGAGACAUUGGAAGAGAAUGACAGAAUCAAUGUUCCGAAGUUAAAGCAAAUUGGUGUCGAACAGUCUGGAGUUGCAGAUACAACAAUUAUAGAAAUGAAUAUUGAGCAGGAUGAUAAUGUACCUAACGAUCUUUUAUCUCCAGAUAUGGAACAGGUUGAAUCACAUGAAUCAAUAAUUGAUACUCCGGAUGAAAUGGCGGAUGAUAAUCAAGGUCUCUUAAAUUCACCAAAGAGUGAAGUAAUUGAACAGAGUAAUUUUGGUUUAGCAACUGAUGAGAUCCAAGAAAUGAAGGAUAAAUUAUUACCAGAAGUUACUGAAAGUCUUCGUGAAAAGUCAAUAAGCGAAAUGCUAUAUCCUUCAAUUACUCAAGAACUUGAUGAUAUACAUAACGGACAUGAUGAAUCAAAAAUUGAUAUUGAGACUACGAUUGCAGAUAACGAGGUCGUUAAUAAAGAUAUUGACGCAAAAUAUGAAUCUUAUACUGAAAAAGAAAAGAACGCAUUGGAUCAAAUUCCAAUAAAUAUAGAUAAAAAUGAUAUUGACCUCAAUAAAGAUGUUGAGUUUGAUACUUCAGAUGAAUACGAGAAUAAGCGAAGUUUGUCUUCGGAACAAAUUGUAGAAGAACCUCAAGAAGCAGAUGAAAAUAUUAUUUUCGAAUAUGAACAAACCACUUAUGUCAAUGUCAUGGGGGAUGGAAUUCUCCAUCCAUCGUAUAUAAUGGAACCAAUUGAAGAACAACAAGAAACCCAGCUACCUGAUUAUAUUGAACAACUAGAAAUAAUCACGGGCACAUCGGCAAUUGACGAUAUGGAAGUCCUUGAACCUUCAACAAUCAUUGAACCAAGUGACACCGAAACUGAUCGUGCCGAACUAAUCAAUUCGGCAUUUGAACAACAAUUUGAGAUAAUUGAACCAACAGGUGUUUUGGAACCACCAUCAAGAAGCCAAACACCUAAAUUGUCAGGAACUCAUCGUGAAUCAAUAAAUGCUGAAGAAAUUUUUGAAAAAGGAUCCAGCAAAGGAUCUAGAAAGCGAAAUCGUGAAUCUGAAAGUUUUGUCAGGUCUAAACUAAGAAAGUUGAUUUAUAAACCGUUUCAGUGGCUUUCAAAAAACCGCAAAUCAUCUCCAAUAUCUCCAACCCAUAUUGAAGCUCCAAAAUUGAGGCCGCUUGAUGACAAUACUGCUAAUUCAUCACUGAAUAAAAAUGCACGGAAGCCGAUUCAGAAAGAUGCUGAUAUAAAACCCGAUGACUCUGUGGAUAAAAAUAAAAAGAAGUAUUAUGAGUUGAUGCGUCAUUUGAAGAGGUCAGUAGAUUUAAAAUCCAGCGAGGUCGAGAAAAAUAAUUUAAAUAACCUAGUUGAUUAUGAGAAAGAAGAAGAUAAUUCGGAUGAUCAUAUGAUUGACGAUGAAGAUAAACUGGACUACAGUGCCGUGAAUGAAAAUGAACCUAGUAUUAAUGCUCCAACUAAUGUUAAAGAAAAGACUUUUGAAGACGAAAAUCUUGAGCAAAGCAUUAAUGAAAGUCAUGCAAAAAACAGUAGUUUCGCAACAAAUUCUGAUUAUAACCCUCCAUUUACCGAAUUAGAAAUUAAUGAUUCAGCUAAAAAUCUGAAAUCAACAAAGCAGAGAAGCACCAGUACAAAAUCUAAACGCCCGAGAAAGGUAUUAGGCUUAGAUAUGUCUGAGGCUCAUAUUGAGCCUGUAAGGUCCUUAAGAAGUGGUCAUAAAUAUGGCCCUGAAGAAAAUGAUCAUCAGACCUCAGAUUUAUUAGCCUCGCCAAAUAAGACAUUGAGAUCCAAUAAAGAAUUACCCAAACUCCGCAUCAAUAAGCGAAGACAUCUAUCCAAUACGAAAGCGUUGGAUAAUAGUUCACCUAUUGAGAUAGAUUCUAAACAAUCACUGCCUUCAUCAAGAAAAUCAUCAGGUUCCAAAUGGGUAGAAUCACUGCUUGAUCAUCCGGCAUUGAGGACUCGUUCGAAAUCACCUUUGAAGAGAAGUAUUUAUCAGAUUUCUUCGGACUUAGAAGAAGACUCCAAUUUACCAAGAAGGAGUAGUAGACUUAGACAUCCCAACGAAAAAUUAAAUGAUGAUGCCGCUCUUGAAAAUGAAAAUACAGAGGCAGAGGAAGAAGUUAAAAGAGGAAGACCAACAAAAAGACACUGA